GAGGGUAGCCUUCACUUCCACGAAUCCCGCCUCCUUUUGAAAGAAAGUUUGACUUGAGACGUCCUCCUCACAUCAGAUUGCGUUCGAGCGAUUUUCAAAAAAUUUCACCUGGGACCGUAACUAUACAGGACAUCCGCCUCACGCGUCUUGGAUUAGCUUGAUCAGGUCUGUGUUUUUAACCUUCGAUUAAGGGCACGUGUUUAUAAAAAGAGGUUCAUGGUCUUGGAGCACCUCCUUUAAGUGCAUGGCAAUGCUCAGAAACUGUGGUGCGCUCAAAAGAAGAAGCAGAAGUGGAGGGAGGCACAGGAUAUCAUCUGCAUGUGUACGCCUAUUACCAGCACUGUGAAGGCACAUACAGUAGGCGAGCUCAGAGAUACUGAGCACGUUUUAACUGUUCCACCAAAACACAACGUGCGACUCACAAGGUCCAGAUGGCGGAUAACAUCCCCUCAGGAUUUGUGGAGGCCUGUGUGGUUGUUGGAGCAGCAGGGGACAAACUCAAACAGCUCCUUCAGGCUCGGGACAAAGACCUCCCCCUGCUGGACCCUGAAGUGCUGCAGGUGCAUGCGCCACCCUUCGUCAGCAAGGAGAGCUCCAGUGACAGUCCUGGCCAUGCGCCGGCCUUCAGCCGCAUCCAGAAGAGGCGUUCAUUCAUGAAGAAGAAGCGUGACAGGGUCACCACACCCUCCAGGGAAUUGGCAAAGGGCGACGGGGAGCCCCCUGCCACCACUGUUGUCGCCUCCACCACGGAGGAUGUCAGCGUCCCCAAGGACAUUGACCUCAUCGCUUUGCCCCAGCUGUGUUUUCCAGAGGGCCUUAAAAUAUCCGAGGAGUGCAAAGAGGACUCUUACCACUUCCUGGUGUUCACAGACGUGUUUGGGAACCGGACGCAUGGGGUAGUGGUGCAGUAUCACAGACACAUACAGGCUUCUCAAGAUGGACAUGGACAUCAAAAUGGUCACUGGACAUCUCCCAAAGGGCCCAGACUCUACACAACAUACGCCAUCUGUGUAAUUUCCAAGUACCCUUAUUACAAUGCCCUGAGGGACUGUCUGUCAUGCCUCCUGAUUCAGUUGCGGACUUGCCGAAUGGUGGACUUUGAGGAGAGGGUGAAGGAGUUCACAGCCAAACUGGCACUCGUGCCCAUCCCUCCGCCUGGGCAGCUUCAUGUGGUGUUCAGUCUCCGACCACUUCAGAUCUUCCUCCCUUCUCGCGAGGAUAAGGAGCGACCGGCCGUUGACCUGGACCUUCAUCUACCUUUCUUGUGCUUCAGGCCGCAGCAACUCCUGGAGAUCAUCACCAGCAUCCUGAUGGAGCAGCGGGUGGUGUUUGUGUCCUCGGACUGGGCGCGCCUCACCCUGGUGGCCGAGUGCUUCAUGCGCUUCAUCCACCCGCUCCACUGGCAGCAUCCCUUCGUGCCCAUCCUCUCCCACCAGAUGCUCGACUUCCUUAUGGCGCCCACCUCCUACCUCAUGGGCUGCCACGCGCAACACAUCGAGGAAGUGGCCGCGGAAACAGAUGACCUGAUUCUCAUCCACAUCGAUGAGGGGAUAGUAUCGUCCUCCAGUGCAGACCACCAUGGCCUGCCAGAGACGCCCUGGGCUGCCAGGGAGUGCUUCACAAGACGGGUGGAGGGGUUGCAGAUACACUACGACCUGGAAGUGUGUCGAUUGGGUGCGGGCACUGACGUGAAUGACCUGCGCGCCCAGAGGAGACAGUGGCAGCACACACUCAACACUGAGAUUCAGAGGAUCACUCUAGAGCUGAUCGUCAACAUCUUCAGAGAUGUACAUGAUCAUCUUAACUAUGAACACAGAGUCUUCAACAGCGAGGAGUUCUUAAAAUGCAGAGAACCAGCUGAUCAGAUGUUUUACAAGAAGGUUUUGGACACCCACAUAUUCCAUUCCUUUCUGCGAGAUCGUCUGAAUAAGAAGAUGGACUCUUUCUCUCGCAUGGAACUGAAGACAAGAUCAGACAUCCACAAACUAAGGACCAUGAUGGAUGUACCUCGGAGGCCCAACAUGCAGGAGAUGGCUCGAAAAUGCACUACUCCAGAGAACCGCCUUAGUAGGAAAUUAGGCAUGAGUUUGCCCAAUUUAGCAGAGCGAGCUCCCAUGGACAGUGUCAGAAAGACCUCCCUCAAGAAAGUCACCUUGAAUGGAGAAGUAAAGGCUCCUCAGAAACCCAUUAAGACCUUCCGGCUCCCUGAGUUUCCUCCACCACUCUCCUACGUGUACGUUCAGAACUACUACUCGGACAUGAUCAGUCAGCUGGGGAAGGCCAUGUCCUGCUUGGGUCCAGAGGACUCGUCCCUACUGGCCCGCUACCACUACAUGCGCGGCUUCGUCAGCUACGUGGCCGGCAAGCGUCUGGACGCGCUGGGCGACUUUCAGAACCUCCACAAGACGGACACGGACAUCUUCCCGGUCGAGCUGGUCCGGGCGCUGGUGGACUCGCUGGCGGCGGACGAGCGCAGCCAGGCCGAACGGCGGCCGGAGCUCGCGCGGCUCAUCAGCCGGUCCAAGAGGGACCAUGAGGGCGAGCGGGCGCGCCCCGACAACUUCGCCACCAUCAAGAAGUUCCAGCUGCCGCGGACGCACCUUCAGCGCGAUGACUUUGUGCGCCGCAUCCAGGAGUCGGGCAUCGUGAAGGACCUGAACACCAUCCACAGGCUAUUUGAUGCCCUCACUGUGGGUCAGCAAAAGCAGGUGGACCCCGAGGUCUUCCGCUUCUUCUACACCAUCUGGAAGGAGACGGAGGCCGAGGCCCAGGACGUGGACCUGCCCACUGCUGUCCUGGAGCACCUGGAGACCAAUGAGUGCGUCUACAAGCUCUCGUCCUCGGUCAAGACCAGCCACGGCGUGGGCAAGAUCGCCAUGACCCAGCGCCGCCUCUUCCUGUUGACCGAUGGGCGGCCGGGCUAUGUGGAGAUCACCAAGUUCAGAGACAUUGAGGAAGUGAGGAUCUCGUCCGCUCCUUUCCUUCUCCUGCGUAUCCCCUCGUUGAAGAUCAAGAGCUCGCUGAGGAAGGAGACGUUCGAGGCCAAUCUGAAGUCCGAGUGUGACCUCUGGGCGAUCAUGAUCAAGGAGAUGUGGGCUGGGAGGAAGAUGGCCGAUGAGCACAAGGACCCCCAGUACAUGCAGCAGGCUUUGACCAAUGCCCUUCUGAUGGACGCUGUGGUGGGCUGCCUCCAGUCACAGAAGGCCAUCUACGCUGCCUCUAAACUGGCUUACUUUGACAAGAUGAAACUGGAAGUGCCCAUGAUGGUCCCCAAGACCACUGCGGAGACCCUGAAGCACAAGAUCAACCCGUCCCUGGACCAGACUUCUCCUCACGCUGUGGACGUGUUGCUGUACACUCCAGGGCAGCUGGGUGUGUCGGGCAUGGACGGUGGUGGGAACCCCAAGCUGUGGUGUGCGCUGAGCGAUGGGAAGGUAGUGGUGUUUGAUGCAGCCAGCUGGUCCAUGCAGCAGAAUUCAGUCCAAGUGGGCUCGUCUCAACUGAACUGCAUGCUGGGAGUUAAUCAGCAGCAGCUGUGGAUCGGCUCGCAGGACUCGGUCAUCUACAUCAUUAACCCACGCAGCAUGUCCUGCAACAAGCAGCUGACCGAGCACCGCAGCGAGGUCACUGGCCUGGCCCUGGAGGAGCGCGCCGACAAGUACAGCCAGCUGGUGGCGUACUCGUGCAGCGCCGAGGGCACGGUGAUAGUGUGGGACGUGUCCACGCUGCAGGUGCGCAAACACUUCCGCCUGUCCUGUGACCGUCUCCAGUCUCUGCAGGUGCACAAUGGCUGGCUAUGGUGCUGUGCAUGUGACAGCAUCCUGGAGGUGCGUCGUAACGGAGCCGUGCAGCGUCGUGUGUCUCUCCCUCAGCAGAACCCCCGGGGCAGCCCAAGCUCCACCAUCAGCCACGGUUCCAGCCUCAGUUCCAGCCUCAGCAGGGGCUCCUUCAGCUGCUUCCUGCUGUUUGAUGAGACGGAGCAGUUGUGGAGCGGUUGUGCAGACGCUGAUGAACUGUGUGUGUGGCACUGCCGAGAUCUUACCAAGCCCUUUCAUCGCAUCCAGCUGCAGGACUGUGCAGGCGUGCUGUGCAUGAUCAAGGUCAAGAACCAGAUCUGGGUGGGUUGCCGUGGGCGCAGCAUGGGGCAGGCGCGGGGGAAGAUCUACGUGGUGGACACAGAGCGCCACCUGGUGGAGAAGGAGCUGGUGGCGCACAGCGACCGUGUCCAGGCCCUGUGCUCGGCUGAGGACCGCUACGUGCUGAGCGGGGCGGCGCGUGAGGAUGGCAAGAUCGCCAUCUGGAAGGUGGAGUAGGUAAAGAAUGUGCUGGGGGGGGGGGGGGGGGGGGGGGGGUCUAUUCUGAGAGAAGGGCAAUUCUGUACAAUUCAGGACAUUUUUGGACAAUUCUCAGGACAAUUGUGCCAUUGCUGCAGAAUAGAGGGAGACCUGUAUUAUACGGUGCUGAAGGUGACCGUGACCAGGAUGCAUACUGUAUUAUAAAACGGUAUAAAUGAAGGGCUGUUUCAAGGUGCACACUAAGACUUUCAAGGACAAAUGGACGUUGUGUUUCUGGAGUUAGACUCCGAAAAUCAAACUCUGUGAAACGAUCCUUAUGGGCUGUGUGAAUCAGCUGUAACUGUUUACAGUGUAAAUUGUCAUAUAGUAUUCUCUGUAAUGUCACAUUCAAUUUAUUUACAUUUCCUUAUUUAUUAGCUGUAGAGUACCUUUUAGUAUGUACAGAAUAGACAUGAUGUACCUAUGUUUUUUUAAUUAUUAUUACUUCUCAUGUCCACUUUAUAUUAUGUAAACUCCCAUUUUGCAUGGUUCUCAGCAGUAUUUUUUACCCAGAAAGUAGCAAUAAAAUACUUGUCUUUAUGUAUGUACGUUUUAUAGUAUUAGCUGAAGAUAGCUUAAAACUAUAAUGGGAAAUUGAUACGAAAGAGGAGGAAUGAAUGCAUUACAGCUUAAUCUUGUUUGUGAAAGAUUUCUGUCAAGUACCUCAACAAUUACAGUUUACCAUUUUGCCCACUAGAGGUCGGUAAACAUGUGCAAACACUAAGAUAUUUGCAACUUCAGCCCAGUAGGGGAGCUGCAAUGUUUUUUUUUUUAAAUCUCAUUUUAAUAAUUUAAACGUACCUUAAAAUGACACUUUUCCCAUUUGGGGGCACUUUAGGUUCAACAUACAGUGCCAUUCAAAAGUUUGGGGUCACUUAGAAAUUUCCAUCCCAUUCCAUUGUAGACAAUACCAGCUGAGAUCAGUUCAGAUCAGCAAUGUUUUUUUAAUCAGGGCGGCAGUUUUGAGAUUACAUUAUGUGCUUUCAUAAUUGUGGUAAUAAUAAAGGGUUCUCCAGUGUUUUCUCAGUUAACCUUUUAUUAACUUACAAACAUUGUUGAGAGAAUUUCCCCCAGGUGUGUUUUAUAGUGUAUCUGUAGUAAUAUGCAUUUGUACAUCCUUUUGUACUUUGAUAUUUAUUUAUUAAUCCUGAUUUAUAGCACCUGAUUUAUAGCACAUUACUGCAGUGUUUGGAUCUCAUCAACUGGAGCUUUUGGACGUGUAGAUGUGAUUUCUCAUCAUCAUGUGAUUUCAAUUCACAGUCAUCCAAAUUGCAAUCGGGAAACCCAUCUGGUUGCCUGAGUUUUUAAUCCAAUCUGAGAACCUCUGAGGCCAAAAAAACCCGGCAGAUGUCAAAUCUUUAUACCAUCUCACCAGUGAUGACAGUGAUUUUAGUGUUCUCAUAGUUUUCUUUUUACUCUAUACAUUCACUUCACGUUUGCACCAUAAGAUGGAUCACAGCUUGUUUAAAGGUCUUAAAACCCUGUUGCAGAUUAAAGAUUAUAAAAACAAUGGAUUCUGCAGAUUUCCCCAGACCGGGGCUUACCCAGUUUAAUUCCAGUACAGUUUUGCUGGCAGGGAUUGAGAAUAAUAUCUCGAGGAAUCCUAAUCUGCAACUUUACUAUUUGCAGAUGUCUUUUUCCACAGAGAGUAGGGGAUGAGAUUAUGUGAUAUGUGAACUACUUUGAGCUCGAUCUUAACAUUUAAAGUACUCCAAAAAGAUAACCGUCACUUCAUAUAUGGAGAGUUCUAAACUAAAAUGUUGGUCUAUGUUACUGCUGUCUGAGCUUGGAAGCUAAGCUUUGAAGACUAUACUACCAAAGGAUCUCUUAUUUCAACCCUCCUCAUGAGUGCAAACUCAAACAGCUUAAUCAGACUGGGUGUGUGGGCGUGCUGUGAACUGUGUGCCCUGGAUUCACAAGAUGGAUGAUGGAAGAUGCCUCUUCUGCCUCUGUAAUGACACUAUGUACAGAGAGCUUGGCUCCAAAGCAAACAUCUGAAAGUCAUUAAACAUCACGUCACGUG
Molecule: messenger RNA, 6357 nt
Organism: Alosa sapidissima (American shad)
Lineage: Eukaryota; Metazoa; Chordata; Actinopteri; Clupeiformes; Clupeidae
Gene: dennd3a
Product: DENN/MADD domain containing 3a
Exons: 24
Coding region: 432-4313 (1293 amino acids)
Biological process (GO): regulation of Rab protein signal transduction
Cellular component (GO): cytoplasmic vesicle
Molecular function (GO): protein binding
Source: RefSeq, a predicted model, not a curated record